Molecule: messenger RNA, 447 nt
Organism: Aspergillus ibericus CBS 121593
Lineage: Eukaryota; Fungi; Ascomycota; Eurotiomycetes; Eurotiales; Aspergillaceae
Exons: 3
Coding region: 1-447 (148 amino acids)
Source: RefSeq, a predicted model, not a curated record
AUGUCGACCCGUAAGAGAAAGCAGGAAGCUGAGGAAGAGGAGGAGCUUCAAGCUCUCCCCAGCGAUGAGAGCGAAGAGGAAGAAGAAUAUGAGGACUCGGAAGUAGCCGAGAGUGAAGAAGACGAGGAGGAAGGUAGCGAGGAGGAAGAAUUCGAAGAGGAAGAGGGCGAAGAAGAAGAACCCGAGGAGCAAGCCCCUCCUGCUUCCAAGAAGCGAAAGACGGCUCCCGCGCCCGAGGAAGAGGAAGAAGAAGAGGCUAAAGAAAACGGCGAAGGUGAGAAUGGAGUAGACGAAGAGGAUGAAGAAGAGCUCGAGGACGAGGAGGAUGAAGAGGCCCCCGAGGACACAGCCAAGAGCAGCGCACCUGCUGCCGCGGCCACCAAGGCCAAGGGUAGCAAGAUUCCUAAGGAGUCCGAGGCCGACGCUCUUGCAGAGGAUGAUGAGUAA